Molecule: messenger RNA, 3962 nt
Organism: Cydia splendana
Lineage: Eukaryota; Metazoa; Arthropoda; Insecta; Lepidoptera; Tortricidae
Gene: bmm
Product: 1-acylglycerol-3-phosphate O-acyltransferase Pnpla3-like
Exons: 10
Coding region: 230-1960 (576 amino acids)
Biological process (GO): lipid homeostasis; triglyceride catabolic process
Cellular component (GO): cytoplasm; membrane; lipid droplet
Molecular function (GO): triacylglycerol lipase activity
Source: RefSeq, a predicted model, not a curated record
AGUGUUGUUACGCGGACGUGUCUUGUAACAAGCGAUAUUGUUAGUUAAGUUUUAUUUAAUACUCUAAAGUACCAGCGAUAUCUAAUCUCGUAGAGUAGAUCAGUAGGUAUUCGUGUUUUUCAACCGUAUUUAUCAUUAUUUAAUUUGUGUGUUUUGUGCAUCUUAGUGCAGUGUUCGUUUACAUCGUUGUGAUUUUUUUAUUACAUUUGUGACAGUUAUACAGUGAAUAAUGAAUUUAUCGUUUGCUGGGUGCGGGUUUCUUGGCAUUUAUCAUGUCGGCGUAGCAGUGUGUUUUAAGAAAUAUGCACCACACUUGCUUUUGGGUAAAAUAUCUGGCGCCUCGUUUGGUGCUCUGUCAGCCUGCUGUUUACUAUGUGAUGUGCCUAUAGGUGAAAUAACCAGUGAUGUCCUCCGAGUGGUCGGAGAGGCCAGGGCAGGGUCCCUCGGCCCUUUCAGCCCGUCCUUCAACAUCCAGAACGUGCUUCUGGAAGGCAUGGACAAGUACCUGCCACACGACGUGCACAAGAUCGUCAGCGGCAAGCUCCAUAUAUCACUCACGAGAGUGUACGAUGGGAAGAACGUCAUUGUAUCAGAGUUUCCAACGCGGCAGGAUUUAAUGCAGGCAUUACUAGCGUCAUGUUUCGUGCCAGUGUUCAGUGGUAUGCUGCCACCGCGCUUCCAUGGCAUCCGAUAUAUGGACGGCGGCUUCAGCGACAAUCUGCCCGUGCUCAACGAGAACACCAUCACAGUCAGCCCGUUUUGCGGAGAGAGCGACAUCUGCCCGAGGGAUCUUAGCUCGCAGUUGUUUCAUGUCAGUAUAGCCAACACAAGCAUAGAGCUAUCAAAGCAGAACAUCAACAGAUUCGCCCGCAUCCUCUUUCCGCCUAAGCCGGAGGUGCUGAGCAACAUGUGCAAGCAGGGCUUCGACGACGCCCUCAGGUUCCUGCACAGGAAUAACAUGAUCUCCUGCACGAGGUGCUUGGCGGUGCAGUCCACCUUCCAACUGCAGGAGGUCUUGGAUGACACUGUGUACGAUUAUGACCCAGAUUGUGAGGAGUGCAAGACCCAUAGACAGGACGCACUAGUGGACGACCUACCCGACACCGUGAUGUCGAUAUUCCAAAACGCAAUAGACUCGGCCAACCACGGCAUCGUGAACUGGGUAAUGCGGCAGCGCGCCGUGCGUUACCUCAGCAUCAUGACUCUGCCGUACCGCGUGCCCAUUGACAUCAUGUACGCUACUCUGACCAACUAUAUCGGGGAUACCGUAGAGAAGCAUUCGGUGCAAUACAAAGUGGCCGCUAAUGUGCUCGUCGUUAGGAAGAGAUGUAUCCGACACAACAACACUAUGACUAGAUUUGUAGCGUGCACCCCGAAGAUGUCACGGUCGCUGUGGAAGCUCAGCCUGAACCUUGUCCAGCAGUUGCACGGGUUCCUGUACUCCGCGCACGACCGGUCCGAGGCCGCCGCGCAGAUCUACUACAAGCUCACCAUGGACGCCAAGAAGGAAGUCGCGGAAGGACGCCAGGUGGACAGAAGAAGAGCGAGCGAGAUGCGCAUAUCGUACGGAGACGUGCUCGCAGACGACACGUUCGAACACAUCCUCAAUGUGACGUCACACAACGACGCACUCCUGGCUUAUUACUACCUCGACAGCGACAAUAAGAUGAAAAUGACAGAGAUAUACGACGUGACGGACGCGGACACGGACGCGGUGCAGUCGCCGACCGAGCGCGUCGUCAACGAGCAGCUCGAGUUCGACAACGACUGGUCGCGCGACAUGAUCGUUGAUACCGACUCGCUCGACGUGGACGGCCUCGACGUCGACGAGGAGUCGCUCGGCGACCGCAACUUGUUCUCGGACCCCGAGAGCGAGUGGCGCCGACACUCGCUCGCCAGCUCCGAGAGCGACGCCGAGCAGCCCGAGAGCGACCGCCACCAUCUCUACGAGACUUGCUAGACGGACCGACCUAACUCUGCGUGGCAUUUGCAGUGUAAAAGUGUGGUUAUGUCAUCACAAAUAUCAAAUUUCUAUGAAAAUAUGACGUUUACGAUGAUACGUCCACACUUGGUUCUGUCAAAGUCGGUUUAGAGUUAGCUUAUACCGACUUUAACACUAGUCAUAUAAUCGAGCCUCUCAGCCGCACUACGCGAACCAUGUAGUCCUGCUUCAACUGCGCCAUCUAGAGAUACAGCGCGAAACAACGGCAUACUCUGAAUUCAUAGCAUCGGCACUCAAAAUUCAACGCUGGUGUCUUUUCUAUGAAGAUUAAAGUAUAGUUUAUGUUAUAUCUACAGACGGACAACUUACAACUAGAUGAUUCAAAUUUAAUUUAAGUAUGUAAGUACACAUUGCAUGCAACUUGAACUUUUGAUAUUAUUUAAUCAUUGAAUUAAGGCUGAUUGCAGAUGAGUUGUUAAUGUUUGUAUUACAUAAAUUGUAAAACAUCUAUGAACUACUAAAGAAUAAAUAUAUGUAAAGUAAUAGAUCCUACAUAUGUUGGAAACUAACAAAAUGUUGUCACUUUGACAUGUGUAUCCCAAAAAAGAAGACGAAACUGAUUUAGAUUAAAUGCUUAGUUAUAUGAAAAUUAAGUAACACCAUCAUUUUCCAGUUUUUUUAUAUGUAAUAUUACAAUAUUCCGUAACAAGUUACCUUAGAAUCAAAGCAAAAACGUGAUAAAAUAAAUAUAAAUGUUGAUUCGUUUUAGUUUAAGAAUUUGUUACCUAGGUUUCAAAUCUAACUGACGAUAUAAGAAUUAUGUAUUUACCAAUCGCGUAAGCUAUAGUUAUUCUAAUAUUAUUAGGUGAUGGUAAUAUAAAUAUACUUACCAAGCCCGUGGGGGCAACCUAUUAUGGAAACAAAAAGUUUUUCAAGAAAUAACCUACACCAACCAUUUUUUUCAUGAUGGUACGACAUUAGUUAGACGAAUAUCCUCUUUGUAAACAAUAUAACAUUAUUAAGGUACAUAUUAUACAGCGUCAGCGAUCUUAUUCUAUAGUGACUUAUAAGAAAAGUAACUGAAAUAAGAAACGGACAAAAAUAAAAAAGCGAUUUACAUAACAUGACCUUGAAAGAAAAUAGUAUUUCGGGAUAGUGUGUAAAACGGACGAAAUUACACUUUAAAGUACUAGGGUUUUCAUAACUCGACACUAGUAAAUGUUUGUAACAUAUCGUUCUUUUUUCACAUCACAUUAUUGCUAUUAAACUUGGCUCUCUACUUUGAUUCUAUUAAUGAAUUAAAUGAAUUUAACGGCCAUGACAUGAAAUACCCUGCCUGUUAGGCUCCGUAGCCAUCCUAUAUAUUCUAUGAUCAAUCCUACAUGAAAGGCGGCCACAAUUGUACGUGGCAAGAUAAAAUGUUUAUUUUUCGAGGAAGGAUUAGGACGAAGUGAAGAUAAAAUGUUAUCGUAAAUCAGUUUACUCACAUUGAAACUUACAUAUAGUUCUAUCCAAGUUAAGUCACGAUUAUUAUGAUAGCUAGCUUAUGGCCAAGAACUGCAUUCAAGUGAGAUACCUCACUUAAGCCAUGUUUUAAAAAUGUUGCAUGUCUACUUAUGUAGGGUAUCCGACUUUAGUGCUGUACGUUUCGUGGGUUACAUAAUUUUUUAUUGUCUAUAGUUAACAGAACAGAAGAAGGCAAAUGGCAUUAUUUUGUACAUUCAAGGUACCUAUUAAAAUAUGAAAAUGUCAUUUUUUUUUCACUGUGAUAAGUUGAUAACACUGACAAAAUUCAAAUUAUAUACACAAUUUCUCUAUUGACAAUAAAAUCGCUUGUGUAUAUUGUAAUUAAAUUUACCUGCUGACUGUACCUAGCUACCAAUGAUUUAUUGUUAUUAUACCCCGCUGCGGCGGUAAUUUAAGUAUUGUUGGUUAUUUAUUAAGUAUUUAGUGGUUCUUAGUUUUUAAUUAGUCAUAUCUUAAAUGUCACAAAUUAUAUUUUAAUAAAAAAGAAAAGAAA